Messenger RNA from Aricia agestis (brown argus), 2940 nucleotides. RefSeq names its product membrane alanyl aminopeptidase-like. Bases 1 to 2940 code for a protein of 979 amino acids. The record is from RefSeq and is a predicted model, not a curated record. Gene Ontology annotation, biological process: peptide catabolic process; proteolysis. Gene Ontology annotation, cellular component: cytoplasm. The transcript has 14 exons. Lineage: Eukaryota; Metazoa; Arthropoda; Insecta; Lepidoptera; Lycaenidae. Gene Ontology annotation, molecular function: zinc ion binding; metalloaminopeptidase activity; peptide binding.
AUGGGAACGUUACAUUUUGUUUAUUUACUUUUAUUCUUUAUUCCAUCAAUCGUUUCACUGCCUUUAAAAUAUGAAAGUGACCAUCAAGAAAAUACUCCCAUUUCUUCUAUAGAAAUUAUUGAAACUCCAGCCGUUGAAAAUAUAGAAUCUACUACACAAAACGAAAAUGUGACGUCGACCACGAGUGAUGCUGACUCAGAAAUUUUAAGUAGUAGCUUAGUGUUAAGUAGUAGCAAUGCGAGAAAUCAAAUCAGACCAGGAAUGGUGGUGGAGAGGUACGACAUUGAAAUCAGUGUCAAUCCCAUCGCUGGGUCUUUUGAUGGCCAUCUUACGGCAAGAGUGAAUGUAAUUGACCAGAAUUCAAGAGAAGAUCCAAUAUUAUUUUACGUUGGAGAGUUGAACAUAAGAUCCGUCCUCUUUUCCUUUGCUGGAGGUAGUGUUUUUUAUAGCGCUGAAGAUUUUAAUGUUGAUGAGGGAUUGUUAGAAAUUGUAACAGGAUUUGAAGCUUCGCUAUACACUUUUAUUAUUGAAUACACUGGUUCCUUGGAAUGGGUUGGCACUGGAUUGUUUUAUGGAUCUCACGGCAACAUGGACUACAUUGCUAUGAAUCUACAUCCAACAAAUGCUAGGCGAGUUUUUCCCUGUAUGGAUGAACCUACCGAAGCGUCAACAAUAUCAUUUACUUUCAAUAAUAUGGAAUACAACAACAUGAUCUCUAACUCUCUUCUAAUGGACAAUAGCCAAACUCAGUUUAGACCAUUACAAGGACCUCCGCAUUUAUGGGGAAUGAUAGCACAUAAUUUCCAAGUCUUGAGUAUGCCUACAGCCAACGUUUUUCUUUACGGUCGUCAACUGACGUCUAACCAAGAAUCCCAGGGUGCUGUUGCAAUAAACAACUAUUAUCAUGCUCUCAACGAGUGGACAAAUAAACCAUUUUUGGAAAUUGUUGUCGAUCAAACAGAAUCACUAAAUGUAAUUGCUUUACCUGAUGUAGAUAGGGAAUGGUAUUCACUUUCCACGGUUUGCAUAUGGGAGCCGUAUGUACUAAUGGAAUUAAGUAGUUCGGUAAAGCAAAGGAAAGAAGCACUAGUAGCAAUCGCUGAAGCCAUGGCAAGACAGUGGUUUGGGUAUGUGAUUUAUCCUGAAAAUUGGCGUUAUCAGUGGAUCAUUAAGGGCCUGGGAGUAUACGUAGCAUAUGACAUCGUCAAAGAGUUUCAAAGUAAUCCGAUCGGUGUUGAUGAAAGUCUUUUGGAUAUGAACACAAUAUUCGUCACAGAUGUGAUACAAGAAAGUUUGUACUUUGAUGCAUAUACAAACGCUCAAGUUCUUGAACCCUCGGAAGAUAUAUUUGAGGAAGAAGACAUACGAUUCCAUUUGAGUGACGUCGUAAAUGUUAAAGCGGCGUCUAUUUUGUGGAUGUUACGACUCAUGCUCGGUGGCCCCGAUCAAGAUUUUAUCCAAACCGGCGCAAGAGCUUUAAUCAACCAAAGAUCUUUGCAAACAGUCAACACGUUUAACUUCGUUGAUGCUAUAAACAGCGAAUAUACUGGAGGAGGUUUAGUUGGUGAUAUUUUAGAAUUCUUUGAUAAUUGGCUCUAUUCAUCUGGAUAUCCACUCAUUCACGUCGGUUUACUUCAAAAUGGCGUCCUUAUCUUCCAGGAACGCUUUGGCUUCUCCAAUUCACCACAAGUAGCAUACCAGAUACCUGUGACUUAUACUACGAGCGUCAAUCCAAACUUUGAAAAUAUUUACCCCAUUCUUGUUACUGAUACCACCACAACAUUCAACUUUUUCCUGGAUGAAGAAGACUGGGUACUUUUUAACAUUCAAGGCCAAGGUUACUAUCGUGUCAAUUAUGAUAACGACCUCUGGGAAAGAAUUAUAGAGGCUCUCGAAGAUCCAGAAAGGAGAGAACAAAUCCACCCUCUCAAUCGUGCUACAUUAGUGGACGAUGCGCUCAAUUUGGCAAGAGCCGGUAAGACUACAUACGAAAUCGCCUUUAGAGUCGUUUUGACGAUGGAACAUGAAAUGGAUUACGCAGUUUGGAAGGCUUUUGUCCGCAACAUGGAGUUCCUCAAGAAGAAUUUCGAUGCCCUCUUUGCGGAAGAUGAGGAGCGUGAUCCAGACAUUUAUUUGAGAAUGGUCCGAAGGACCGUUGGAUUAGUUGAAAGAGAAAUCGGAUUCUACCCAGAUAUAAGUUUAACUGAGCCAGCUAUGACGUCUUUGACUCGAGGUCUGGUAAUGGAGCACGCGUGUCGAGCUAGAUACCAACCUUGUAUAGCCGCUGCAGUGGAUUGGUUCUACGAUCCAAACAACAAUGAAGUUGUGAAUCCAAAUAUACCUUAUGAAAUAAGACCUGCAGUGUACUGUACAAUGGUAAAAGAAGGUGGCGACGAUGCAAUUUUAGCACUGUAUGCACGACUGGAAAUUGAAGCUUCUCUAUAUGAAAGAGUUGUUAUUUUGGAAUCUUUGGCUUGUUCACAAGAUGAUGGAUUUAUCAAUGGAUUAUUAGAACAGACUAUUGCUAUGAAUAGUCCAUACAAUGCGGAAGAGAGGCUGAAAAUUUUCGCUGCAGUGGCGAAAGCAAGUCACGAAAACGCUUUGAAUGCUUUUAACUUCUUAUCUAGAAGAGUGAUUGAAAUUAGAAAUAUGUAUGGUGGACCACACAAACUAGAACAAGCUAUCGCUGUUCUAUCGGAAUGUAUGGUUGGCCCAUUUGCUGAAAUGUUCCACAAUUUCGUCAAUUCUAUCUUGAAUAACUUGGAAGACUCCGGUCCAGUGGCUGAGAGAUACAGGGACAGGGUGAACGAGAACGAGCGAUGGUGGAUGGAGUACCUAGAAGUCGCCUAUGAAUGGAUUGACGAAAACGAUGCACCAACUAUGUACGUUUCCGCAAUCUUGAUUACGGUUUCAGUACUAGUUGCACUAUUUAACAAUUAA